Messenger RNA from Podospora anserina S mat+, 2169 nucleotides. RefSeq lists its product as uncharacterized. Gene Ontology annotation, molecular function: chitin binding. The transcript is spliced from 3 exons. The record is from RefSeq and is a predicted model, not a curated record. Gene Ontology annotation, biological process: carbohydrate metabolic process. Lineage: Eukaryota; Fungi; Ascomycota; Sordariomycetes; Sordariales; Podosporaceae. Bases 1 to 2169 code for a protein of 722 amino acids.
AUGGAGGGGAAGCUCCCUGAAGGCCCCUCCCCCAACGCCGAUGGCACUUGUCAAGACAGGCAGGUUGUGGCGGGCGACUCCUGUUCAACGCUCUAUCAAAAGUGCAACAUCACCCCUUCGCUUCUGACCCAGUAUAACCCAGCAACCAACUUCUGUUCCAAUCUCAAAGUCAACCAGUGGAUUUGCUGCUCAUCUGGCACUCUCAAGGACAGGCGGCCCAAGCCGAAUGCUGAUGGGUCGUGUGCCACGUACACAGUCAAAGCAGGCGACUCAUGCAGCGUGAUCGAGGCUGCCAAUGGGCUAGUUGAUGGCGAUCUAGACACGUUCAACAAGAGGAAGACUUGGGGGUGGGCUGGGUGCAGCAAGCUUUGGCCCGACUCCAAGAUCUGCCUCAGCUCAGGGACCCCGCCAAUGCCCCUUCCCAUCGCCAAUGCGGUAUGUGGGCCACAGAAACCUGGGACAGUCGCUCCUCCCGCAGGCACCAACAUCAGCACCCUCAAUCCGUGUCCGCUCAACACGUGCUGCAACAUCUGGGGUCAGUGUGGCACCACCAAGGACUUCUGCGAAGUGACGGGCGAUGGGACUCCGGGAACGGGAACAUGCAUCAGCAACUGUGGCAUGACCAUUGUCAACAACAAUGCGCCGCCGGCAGAGUACAAGAAGAUUGGCUACUUCGAGGCCUGGAGCACCGACCGCGACUGCUUGUGGAUGGACGCUACCUCUAUUGACGAGACUCAGUUCACACACAUCCAUUUUGCCUUUGCCGACGUCACACCUGACUUUCGAGUUGAUGUCAGCAAGGUCCAGGCUCAGUUCAACAAGUUCAAGGCACUCAAGAGGUCCAAGAGGAUUAUCGCGUUUGGUGGUUGGGCUGCGUCGACGAGCCCCACCACAUUCCAGAUCUUCCGUGCUGGUGUGAACUCCGCCAAUCGCGCCACUCUUGCCAACAACAUUGCCAACUUCGUCAGAGAACAUGGACUCGACGGCGCCGACAUUGAUUGGGAGUAUCCUGCUGCCCCGGAUCUUCCCGACAUUCCUCCUGCGGACCCCAUCGACGGCCCCAACUACCUCGCCUUCUUACGGCUGCUGAGGGCUGGACUUCCCACCGGGAAGUCCCUCGCCAUUGCAGCGCCGGCCAGCUACUGGUAUCUCAAGGGCUUCCCAAUCAGGGAAAUGGGCAGCGUUCUCGACUACAUUGUUUACAUGACGUACGAUCUUCACGGCCAGUGGGACGCUGGGUCUAGGUGGUCUCAGGAUGGCUGUCCAAGCGGCAUGUGCCUUCGGUCCCAUGUCAACAUGACAGAAACAUACAAUGCCCUGGUCAUGGUCACCAAGGCCGGGGUGCCUGCCAACAAGAUCAUCGUCGGCGUCAGCAGUUAUGGCCGCUCUUUCAAGAUGAAAGACCCGAACUGCCGAGGGCCCAUGUGCGAGUAUACCGGCACAGCAAGUGUUUCCCACGCCACGGCAGGCCCUUGUACUGGAGUCCAGGGCUAUAUUUCCAAUGCCGAGAUCCAGGAGUACAAAAACGUGAAUGAUAUCAACGUGGCAACACACUACGACCAAGCCACACGUUCCAACAUCGCCAUCAUCAAUGGGACUUGGAUAGCCUACAUGGACACGGCAGAGAAGAAUGCUCGGUCCAACAUGUACAGGGGCUGGAACUUUGGUGGGACAAGUGAUUGGGCCAUCGACCUCGACACCUUUACUGAGCUCGAGCGCAAGGUCAGCGGGUCGGUCCUUACCAGCAGGUUCACCAGAAAAGGCGCUACCGGGGGCUCUACGCGCUGGUAUGAUCUGUCAUGCAGUAUCCCUGCAGUGGACACGGCAGACAUGGACAGAAAGCAGCGAUGGGAAGGGUUGAUGGCGGAUGAGGCGUGGGCUGACGCUAUAAAGGCCUAUCUGGCACGCACGAUGGACGUCGGAAGCUUUUCGUCGUGGAUUGUUGGCAAGUUCUUCCGUGGACGCCAAGAUGUUCACUGUGGGACGUUGUUGCCGGCAAGCAACUGUCUGAGCCCACAGGAAAACUGCUACGACAAGGACAACAAACCGCCUAUACUGACGAAUGACCCUCCCGAAAGGACUGGUCCAGCAGGAAAGUUCAUCAUGAACUCAUUUGUUACUCUGGAACAGGUAUGUUUCUCUCCGUCUCACUGCCUUGACUUCGUCUAA